Pelobates fuscus (common spadefoot toad) is the source of this 2634-nucleotide messenger RNA. RefSeq names its product S-adenosyl-L-methionine-dependent tRNA 4-demethylwyosine synthase TYW1-like. The record is from RefSeq and is a predicted model, not a curated record. NCBI's taxonomy places the organism in Eukaryota, Metazoa, Chordata, Amphibia, Anura, Pelobatidae. The transcript has 16 exons. Gene Ontology annotation, molecular function: FMN binding; 4 iron, 4 sulfur cluster binding; catalytic activity. Bases 149 to 2431 code for a protein of 760 amino acids. Gene Ontology annotation, biological process: wybutosine biosynthetic process.
AAAGAAACAAAGAUGGCGCCCCCCUGCGAAGCAUACAUUUGAGUGAUACAUGCAGAAAUCGAAAAGUUAAUUUUUUUUUUUUCUUCUUUAAACAUUUAUCUUACGCUGGUGGCAGCGGCAGUAGGAGCAGAAGCGGCCGCUCAGGAGGAUGUCUGUCAUGCUGCACGUUCUCUGUUUGUGUUUCAUGCAGCUGGUGUGCGUGUCGGCAGAGCAUGUGGACGGUGAUUCCACUGGCACAUUGGAUUAUAUCUACACACAUUUGAAGCGGUUAUGGCUAAACCGUUUUUACAUUUAUUCUUGUGCUGCAUUUGGCGUCACCAUCUGGUUUUGCAGUCACUUCAUCAGCUUGAAAACAAAGGAUGAACAGUACGUUACACAGAAUGGUUCUACACCUGUGCACAGUGCAAAACAGACAAAUGAUAGUUCAUCUGCAUCAACAGAGCAGGAAGUCCAUGUUUCUGGUGUGAAGAUUUUCUAUGGCUCUCAGACAGGCACAGCCAAGGGUUUUGCACAUCUUCUGGCAGAAGACAUAACCGAUCUGGGCUUACCAAUAAAUGUUAUAAACUUAAAGGAAUAUGAUCCGGAUGACCACUUGGUAGAAGAGACCACAAGUAGAAAUAUCUGUGUUUUCCUGGUUGCCACUUACACGGACGGACAGCCUCCUGAAGGUGCAGAAUGGUUCUGCAAAUGGCUGGAAGAAGCCUCUAAUGACUUCCGUUUUGGAAAAACAUUUCUUAAAGGCAUGAGAUAUGCUGUAUUUGGAUUGGGCAAUUCAGUGUACAGCAGUCAUUACAAUGUGGUUGGCAAGAACAUUGAUAAGUGGCUGUGGAUGCUGAGUGCCAACCGUAUUAUGACUCGCGCUGAGGGAGACUGCAAUGUUAUAAAAAGCAAGCAUGGCAGCAUUGAGGCGGAUUUCAGCACCUGGAAGGCCACGUUUCUGAGCAGGCUUCAAGCUCUAAUGAAGGGGGAAAAGAAAGCUUGCAGUGGGAAGUGCAAGAAGGGGAAGUGCAAAUCUAAGAAAGGGUCCGCUGCAGAAGAUAUAGCACAAGCAGGAGACAGAAUGGAAGAUUCUGAGAGUGAUCACACAGAGGAGGAGCUCUAUGAAACAACUAGUGAUUCGGAGUUAGAAGGGGAGACGGAAGCUGGAUCCAGUGGUCUGAUUGAUGUUGAAGAUUUAGGGAAGGCUAUGAAUAACAUGAAAAAAGAAAAGAGAACACGAAAUGUCAUUGAAGAAGAUGGAACCCUGGGCAAAUCUUUGCAGAGUAAAGAAUCCAAGGAGAGCGAAGAACCAAGAGAAAUGAUUACUCCUGCUCUCCAGGUGGCUCUAACUAAACAAGGUUACAAACUGAUUGGAAGCCAUUCAGGUGUUAAACUCUGCAGAUGGACCAAGUCCAUGCUACGCGGGAGAGGAGGCUGUUACAAGCACACAUUCUAUGGCAUUGAAAGUCACCGAUGUAUGGAAACUACACCAAGUCUGGCAUGUGCUAAUAAAUGUGUCUUCUGCUGGAGGCAUCAUACCAAUCCUGUGGGAACAGAAUGGAGGUGGAAAAUGGACCAACCUGAAAUGAUCUUGGAAGCAGCCAUUGAAAACCACCAAAAUAUGAUUAAACAAUUCAGAGGUGUACCUGGAGUGAAACCUGAUCGAUUUGAAGAAGGAAUGGCUGUCAAACACUGUGCACUGUCUUUGGUAGGCGAACCAAUCAUGUAUCCAGAGAUCAACCGCUUUCUCAGAUUACUACACCACAGACAAAUAUCGAGUUUCCUAGUUACAAAUGCACAGUUCCCAGAUGAAAUACGGUGUCUGGAGCCAGUCACCCAACUGUAUGUGAGUGUGGAUGCAAGUACUAAAGACAGUCUCAAGAAAAUUGAUCGCCCACUCUUCAAGGAUUUCUGGCAAAGAUUUAUUGACAGCUUGAAGGCCUUGGCAGAAAAGGAACAGAGGACCGUUUAUCGAUUGACUCUGGUGAAAGCUUGGAAUGUGGAUGAAUUAAGAGCAUAUGCUGACUUGGUUACCGUUGGUAGACCGGAUUUCAUUGAAGUGAAGGGAGUGACCUACUGUGGUGAGAGUUCUGCCAGCAAUUUAACCAUGGCUAAUGUGCCUUGGCACGAAGAGGUUAUUCGCUUUGUACAAGAGUUAGCUGAUCUGUUACCGGACUAUGAAAUUGCUUGUGAACAUGAACAUUCAAACUGUAUGCUGAUUGCUCAUAAAAAGUUCAAGAUUGAUAAUGAAUGGUGGACUUGGAUUAAUUAUGAGAAGUUCCAACAUCUCGUCCAGGAAUUUGAAAAGAGUGGAGGCAGCCAAAAAUUUACUGCUUUGGACUAUGUAGCAAAAACACCGAACUGGGCUCUCUUUGGCUCCACAGAGAGAGGCUUUGAUCCUGUAGAUACACGGUUUCAACGGAAAAAAACAAAGGACAUCUCUGGUUGUUAGGAUGUAUCUAGUUAAGUUACUGUUUGAUACACAGAAUCUAGGUGCAAUUUCUUAAUAAAUUGUCCAGUAAAAUUACUAACAAAAAAUUACAGGGUUAUUUACUGAAUUGAGAAUUCAAAGUGAAUUUCAAACUUAAGGUCAAAAUAGCCAAACUGAAAAAUUAUUUAUCGGGAGUUAUACACCUUAGUGAAAUAAAAAAUAAA